CCUCCUCCUCACAGCGUCUGAGUCUCCGGCUGCAUGAACGAGCCUCAAUUCACUACAAGCCUGAACUUCUCCGCUGAGUCUCUGCCAUAGCUCCACUGAGCGCAAGGCUACGUCUGCAGCAGCAGCGCAGCAGCGGAGGAUGUAAUCAAUGCCACAUGUUUCAUUUGAGCGAGCCGUGGAUUUUCACUCUCUAUUCGCUGGACGUUUUCUUAUAGCUCAUCGACUUGCUUCGCAAGAAAAACAACUUAACAGACAUGACGGGCUCCGAGUUUGUGCCCUGUAAAUCCAAAACUCCGUUUAAAGCGAGUGGACUCCGAAGUUCAUAAAAGGGAUUAUUUGCAUUUGGGUGCCUGACACCAUCGGUGCCUCUGGAUUUCUCUUUGGAAUUGGGAUUUAUUGUCUCUCGCGGGGAUGGAAAGCCGAGAUUUUGCUCCUCCACACCACCUCCUGACGGAGCGCAGUGCCUUGGUUCACAGCGCCGCGUCUCGGUUGGCGCCUGGCGGCCACGGCUCUAUGCACCACCCCGCGCACUUUCAGCCUGGAAAAUACUACUCAUCUCACCUCUCAAUGGCUCCGCAUGCAGGUGCUUCCUUCAUGGGUUCCUUCCUGGCCAGUAGUCUUGGCUCGCCUCCCCCUCACCCCUCUCACCCCACGGGACCGGCUGCUUCCCCUUCCUCCCCCUCGUAUCGGGCUGGAGCCCACUCGGGCGCCUCCUCGAUCUGGUUCCCCCAUUCACAUGAAGGGUACCCCAGCUAUUCAGGAAGUCUGGCUUCUCCUUUUCUCCCCAUGAGUCCUCUUGAUCACCAUAGCAACAGUCUCUAUGGACAGCACCGCUUCUAUGAAACUCAAAAAGAUCAUUUCUACUUGAGAAGCCUUCCACCACAACCCCCUCUGCUUUCAGCCAAUCACAGCCUACCGCCUCCAUCCAGAGCUGCCCCAGGACACCCACUGGGCUCGUGCAGCCGGGAGACAGACAGUGGAGGUGGCGGGCUGCAGAAGAGCUCCAAGGACAUGGCUGAUAAAGCAGUUUCAUCUGGGUCUAAGGAGCGAUCGUCCAGCAAAGAGCAGCACCCAGACACCAAGGACAAGCACCAUCAGUCUGUGCCCACAAGCACCUCAUCCUCCCACCAUCAGCCAUACCCCUCCCACCCAGCCCCGCCCUCACACCUAGCCCCACACCUUGCCUCACACAGCCGAGACGACGAGCGCCACACAGACUACAGAGACAGCGAUGCUGCAAAUCAGGGACUCAAACAUAUGAAUGCCUGUAAACUGUCUGCUGUCUGUUUGGCGGAAGAAACCAGCCUUGUGGCAGGAAAGGGGCGUGUUCUAAGUAGCUGUGGUGGGACUAGUGGACCUCCAUCUGGAGGAAACAGGCGCUCUUCCAAAGAUGAACCAGUGUGUAGUGAGAUGAGGAUCAGUGAGUCCUCUUCUGAAUGUAGGAGAAAAGGAGCUGUAGCAGCCAUCCUGGCUCCUCCACCCUCCCACUCAAUGUCGUCUUACCCCAUGCCCCCUCCACCUCACACCUUACAUAUCAACUCCACCAUGACUGGAGGUUGGCUACAUCACUCCCAUCAUCCCCACCCGGAUUUUUACUGUCCACCUGCACCCCUUUCCUUGGUGCCCUCCAAAGAUCCAACACCAGUCUCAGGAGGGUCAAGCAGAGAAGCCAAAGUCUCUGGUUCUACUUAUGUUCCUCUUGGAGAUUUAUCAGUGCCUGACUGUCAUGGAGUCGGUGGUGGUACACGAAAGGGAGAGGACAAAAGUGGAGAGAGACUGUAUGAAAGUUCUACUUACCUCCAACUUAGUAGUUGUCAGAAGAAGGACAAACCCCAGCAGCAGCUGGACCACAGCAAGGAUGACAAAGUUCAUGACUGGAAUCAGCAGCCCUUCCACAGACAUGGCCCCAGCCAGUACUGUCAGCUGGACCCUCAGUCCUGCAGCCUGGGGUCUUCUUCAUCCUGUAAGGAAGUAGAGGUGCUAGGCGAUGCUUACCGACCAUCACUGCCCACAGAGUCCCAGGGAUGUCACUCUGGAACUGAGCUUAGUAUAGACAGCACUUCUCCCUUGAGGGACUGUUCUCUCUCAGGUCCUCAGCCUAAUGGGAGGUCGAUCUCUGGACCAGCGGUGCAGAGGCAAGGACAAAAGGUUGCUAGGAUACGGCACCAGCAGCACAGCAGCUCAGAUGAGAGGGGAAAGGAUGAGGGUCAAACAGGACUCUCCUGGGGGCCAGAAGGGGGCCACCAAGAGGAACUGCGAAAAGGCCCCCAUCACACUUCAACCAACAGCCCUGAAGGAAGAGAGCACAACAACCGAGCCCCUAGUGUAGAUCCCAAACCCCACGCUCCACUAUCCCAUUCCUCAUCACACACCAAUGAGAGUGAAGGGAGUGCAAUUAAAACUCUUAUGAACUACAGUUCCCAGCAGCCUUUGCUGCUGCCUCAAAGAAGCCCUUUUGGGGGGCUUGGUUGUAUCAAGCAGGGUGUAGACAGAUUAGAAAAGGGGGAGCGUGGAAGUAAGGGCACCAGUUCUCCAUCAGAAUCACUGAAACAGAUGCUGCCCCCUCGCCGUGGCUCUGUUAAUGAGGGAGAGCGGGCUGACCGAGGUGGGAAAGAGGCGGGGGACACUGUGGAGGGGGAGGUACGCCAGCCUCCGGUUGGUAUUGCUGUUGCUGUGACCAGACCCCCCCAUCGCUCCUCAGACAGUGCCCCUGGACACAGCAGACAGGGCCGGGUGCUGCCCAGCAUGAAAGGGGUAUCCCGCCCUGUCUAUCCAUUGGGCCGAGACCUAGAUGAGAGGAAGAGACUGGUUGAGGAACAGAUGAGUCUUCAUCAACUGGACAGAGACAGAGAGCUGCUCCUCAGGGAAAACAAGGAGCGAGUCGAGUUUGCCCGCAUCCAUCCUUCCAGUAGUUGCCACAGUGACCUGACCUCUCACCUUCUGGGAGGAGCUGACCCAUCUGCACAUGCUCAUCAUCACUGGAUGCAGAGGACAGGGAGUCCUUCCCUUUGGAUGAGCCAUUCUUACGGUUUGAACCAUGUGGGAAUGAGCAGUAGUUUCCCUCCAGGUUUGCCCAGCCCCCUGGCACCCAUCAUGGACCCCAGUGCACCACUGGUGGUUUUGCCCACAGAACCAGGAGCUCAUCACCCCCUUGAUGUGCUUGAGCAGUCUGGUCUGUGGUCGGUGUAUGGCAGCCGAGGCCCUCCGCCUCAUCUUCAGCACCACCCGAUGUACACGCGAUCUUCAUUUCUACGACAACAAGAGCUAUAUGCACUGCAGCAGCAACGUGCUGUGGAACACAUGCAGCGCCACUCUCAAGCACAGAGGAAGAAUGAGGAGCACUGUAUCACAAUAGAGGAUUCUCCACAUGACUUACCAGUGUCCAGAACUCCUUCUCUGUCUUCCUCAUCAGCAGUCGUUACCAAACCUUUCUCUCACACCCCUCCUCCUCUGAAGACCACAACAACCUCCCCCUCAGUAUUUCCCAACAGCCACCAGUCAAGCUGCUACCAGUCCCCGUCCAGACGACCUCUUGCCCCAAACCCCCUGACGCCUGCCCCCAGCCCAGCCGCUGCAGCUCCUCGGUCUCCUGCCCUGAGCCCCGGUCCAUCCCAUCUGCCCAAGGGUCUGGAGCGCAGCAGUGACCGUGGAGAAGGGCAGCCUCCUCAGGACUACCCACCCUCACUAGAGCCAGACUUACCACCUGUAUACACCUUCCCUCCAAUCACAAUGGGUUUCAAAGCUGGAGCUUUGCCACAUGAAGCCCAACCUGCUGAAAAUGUCAUGACUGAAGCAGAGCUCAUCGACUCUGAGUCUAAAUCCUACCCACACUCAUGCUGCACUGUGGUGGAGGACCAGGAGAGGACCAGGUACAAUGCUGAAGCUAUGACUCCUCAAAGCGACAGUGCAAAUGACGAGAUUGAGCAGAGGGAGGAAAAAGCAUGCCCCAUCUUACAGAGCCCUGCUCCAGUCCUGGCCACAGCCAUGGGCAAUGUCCUACAAGUGGAGCAGUCUCAGGGCUGCCCAGGCCAGAGGGCUGCCUUGGAGGAGCUGCCUCUAUCCAAAGAGCAGACGGAUGGUGGAGGACAUGAAAAGCAGGGCAGUGAGGAGGGAGAGAAGAGAGAGCCUGAACAUGAAUGGAAUGCUUCUGUGCCUGAAGACCUCAGAGAGGACACACAGGAAAAACCAGGACAAAAGCCUGCACUGGGGGUGGAUGAGGGAGAGGAGGCCUGUGUGAAAAGCAGCUCCAUGGAGGUGUCCUACACCCCUCCCUGCUCCCCCAGCCCUCCCUUUUCAGCCCAGCUACAAGGAGCAUACAUGUGGAGCCUGGAGCUGCUAAUCGCUGCUGCUCUGUGUGCCACCAGAGAUGCCCUGUACCCACCAACACCUACGCUCCUGCCCCCCAGCCCACUGCCACACCAUGGGAUGGAGAUCCUGGGAGAGCUGGCUGAGCUGGAGCUCGAGAAGAGGAACAGACAGAACAAGGAGAAGGGAGGCGAGGACAUGCUGACCUUUGACCUGCACAGUCUGGCGACACUGGCGGCUGCUCGCGCCCUAGAGAUGGCAGGAGACACGGCACCUCAGGGGGCGGACCCUGAGAGUCCAAUCAGGAAGAGGCUAAACCUGCGCAGGAAGUGCAGUUGGAGACCUCGUCAUGAGCCGGUGUGCCCAGUGAAGGGCUCCAUGGACUUGAUGGGAGGGGAGGAGCUGGCCAUGCGUGUCCAGCUGGCUGAGCUACAGCGCCGCUACAAAGAGAAACAGAGAGAAUUGGCGAAGCUACAGAGGAAACACGACCACCAGAAAGAAGAGACGUCUCGAAGCCCUGCUCGCCGGGGGCCCGGCCGCCCCCGCAAGCGCAAGUCCACCCCCGGGCCAGCUGCUGCAGCAGAGAGCUCCAAAAGACUCCGGCCUGGGCUGAGUUUACUGGAGCAAAAAGGCAAGAAGAAAAUGUCCAAUCACAGCUUUAGCAGCCUCAGUGCUGCACAGAUGAAGGCUCGUUGUAAGCAUAGAGGUCGGCCCAACACCCUGAACUCCAGGCUGGCCAGGAGAGUUACCCAGCUCAAACACAAGGCUCAGCGUGGAGCCUCCUCAUCCACAGCCACAACGCGGCGUCCUAGAGAUCCACAGCAGAACUGGACCGCCUUUCAGACCAUGAAGAGGAAAAGGGGGCGCAAACCCAAGAUGCUGAUGGGAGGUGACCCAAAGAAGGCUCAGCACAAGGAUGAGCGUGCCUCUGAGAAGCCAGAGUGUAGGACAAGCAAGAGCGACAGUGAGAGUUCAGACCACACAGAGGAUGACCACGGCAGUUGCAACAGUGAAGAUGGAGUAGCAGAUAUUAAGAUUAGCUCAUCCUCUAAUGAAGCUGCUGGAACUAGAUUUUUUUCAACACUUUCCUCCAAAUUUCAAGCAAACCAAAAGCCCAGGAUGAGACCAGAUCAGCAUGGUGUAGAUUGUGCUACAGUGUCCAAUCCAAAAAGACAAAAGACAAACUUUUGCAGCACAGACGGAAGACUCCUGGACUAUCAGAGACCCGUGAAAAGGGCCCUGGCGGACUGCUGCGGGCCACUGCUAGGCUUUGGCUUUGGAGAUCCACAAGCCAGCCGAACCAGCAAGGAAACAGCAGCACACAGCAUUAUUGGAAAGGUCAAAGGUCAUGCAGUCAGUCGGUUGCUUCAGAGCUUUACCAGUGAUGACGGCUUUCACUUGGAUGAAGAGAGCAGUUUUUCUGAAGGUGAUGAUGAUGAAGAUGAAGAUAAGCAGAAACCACUGCACCUUCCUCCCAACAUGCCUCGCAGGAUACCUGCUCUGCCCAAUUGUGUUUUGAGUAAAGAAAUGUUGGUGGACGGUUUGAAGAUUCUUAUUUCCAAGGAGGAUGAGCUCCUCUAUGCAGCUUCGGUCCACACUCUGGAACUACCUGACAUAUUCAGUGUUGUCAUUGAAGGAGAAAGGGGGAACAGACCCAGGAUUUAUUCACUAGAGCAGCUCCUGCAGGAGGCAGUGCUGGACGUGCGUCCUCAGACUGAGGCGAUUCUGUGCGGGGGGACACGGGUAUGUGCCUACUGGAGUGAGCGCUCCCGAUGCCUUUACCCCGGCUAUGUCCAGAGAGGAGGCCCAGGAGAGGACGAGAAGGAGGGCAGUGUGAUGGUGGAGUUUGAUGAUGGUGAUAGAGGAAGGAUUUCUCUGGCCAACAUCAGACUCCUGCCUCCAGGAUACCAAAUACGCUGUACUGACCCUCCUCCAGCACUUCUAAUGUCCCCAGGUCGCAGAGGUCGACAAGUUUCUCAGGAGAGAAAAGCCAGCAGUGAGGAGCCGGUCAGGCUGCAGGAGAAAAGACCAGUUGGCAGACCCAAGAAAAUGCACUCAGUGCCCGAGUCUCUCAGUGCACCAGCAGCAAUGGCAGAGCACAGGAUUAAGAACACUUCUCCACUGAGCUGGUCUGCGCCCAAGAAGAGAACUCCAGUGGACUUCUUCCUCUUCAACGGAACGUCCCGUAAGACCCAGCGGAAGAUCAGAGAGCACGACCUGGCCUUGUUUCACCGGCCUGCCUCCCAUCCUCUCUCACACUCUGCCCCCAUGAAAGGAAUCUUUGGGCUGCCCUUUGAAGUGGACUCUUUCAGAAGCAUUGCUAAUGGCUACUCCACAUUUGGAGCUGCUAGACCUGGUGCCAUUGUACCAAUGAUGGGGCUCAGAGAACCCUCAUGCUCUCCUGCUGUCGCCAUGGCGAUCGGAUCAGCCAACAGGAAGUUGGUGAGUGAGCGUGACAGGAAGCAGUAUCUUAUUAAGCUUGACCAUGAAGGUGUGACUUCUCCAAAGACCAAAAACAGCAAAGCCCUGCUUCGGCUUGGGAGCAGUGGGCUUAGGGCUGGGGCACCACUGCGUUACAUCCAUCCUAGUCUCCUGGUCAAAGGAGGAAAGAAAGGCAGAGCUGAUGUAAACAUUCCCAAAGGCACUUCCCCUCCCAGGGAGGAGCUCCGCUCUCCUGGCCUGAGCGCUGAUUACAGUCUGGAGUACCCCAGUGACUGCCCCAGCUCCUACUCAGAGCUGGAUGAGGAAGAUGAGGAUGAGCGUGGAGCAGCAGACACACGGAGAGACUCUGGGACCACACAGUGUCGCAGUGGACGCUUCCAGUCUCAUCUCUCCUGUUUCUCCUCGUCAUCGUCAUCCUCUUCUUCCUCUGGCUCCAUCUCUUCUUCCUCAGUCUGCUCCUCUGACAACGACUCCUCCUAUUCCUCUGAUGAAGAGUCAUCAUCUGUGAUGCUCCGCCGGGCUCUGCUCCAACAAGUCAAACAGAAACAGAGGCAGAGUUUGACUUCUGACCCCACCACGUCUAAGGGCACUCCAGUACACAGCUUUGUCCCCACAGCUAACACAAUCACCUCUGGGGCCAAGCCACAAGCAGAGAGCAAAGACGACAGAAAAGAAUACAUUGGUAAAGGGAAUGCACUGAACAACAGUGGCUGCUCCAAAGGCCAGAAGAGGAAAGAAGGAGCUGCUAACAGCCAGAGCCAGCAGCCUAAAGCUAAGGACCCUGUCCCAGCCAAGAGGCAAAUGAUGUCCUCUACAGAGACCCUCACCAACAGGUCUGCUCUACCAGGACGCCAGCUCUGGAAGUGGUCUGGGAAUCCUACUCAGAGGCGAGGACUGAAGGGCAAAGCUCGUAAGCUUUUCUACAAGGCCAUUGUGCGUGGCAAAGAGAUGGUACGUGUGGGAGACUGUGCUGUAUUCCUCUCACCUGGUCGGCCCCAGCUGCCCUAUGUGGGCCGUGUGGAGAGCCUCUGGGAGUCCUGGAGCUCCAGCAUGGUUGUCAGGGUCAAGUGGUUCUACCACCCAGAGGAAACUCGCUUGGGGAAGAGACACCGUGAUGGCAAGAAUGCCUUGUACCAGUCAAGCCAUGAGGAUGAAAAUGAUGUGCAGACCAUUUCCCAUCGCUGUCAAGUGGUCAGCCGAGCAGAGUAUGACCACCUCACACGAGACCGCAAACCUGGCACCAACGACUUGUUCUACCUGGCUGGGACCUAUGAGCCCACCACGGGGCAGCUUGUGGGAGUGGAUGGUGUGCCCAUUGUGUCCUAGCUCUCUGUCUGUCAGAAAGCCAAGAUUUUGACUUUGGAAAAAUCAUCUUCCAGAAAUCUUUGAAGACACACAGAAGGACAGAGAUGCAAGCACAAUAGCUUUAUUGUUUGUAUUGGAGUCCCUAGUGUGAAGAACUGUCCCCAUUGGACAAACCAGAGUCCAGUGCUGAGGGAGGACGGUUCUGCGCUUUGCUACAUGUGGGCAAGGCCAGUUUGUUGCAUGGAGAGUCUCCAAGAGUUUCAAAUAAAGAACAUCUUGUCACUGUGACGAGAUUAGUGCAACAAUAGAACAGGAACCAAGGACAUGAGCACUUUGGACAGAGUAAGCAAGCUAUGCUAGAGGAGGAGGGCCUCCAUGGCCUUCUGAUUACAAAGACUGGGGGGGAGGGAGACGUAAGGAGGGUCUUGCUGUUCUUAAGGUGGCCUGAAUGGUCCUCCACUUGAGAUUUCAACAGGACCAAAAAAACAGAGUGAGUGUUUGCGUGUGUGUGUGUGUGAGUCGUCAGGACACACCAAGGGUAUGUCUCUAAUUAACACUUAUUCUGUCCAGUAAUAAUAUGUCAUUUGUUUUGUUUUAGUUGUUUUCAAUUGUCAAGCCAUACACGUCAAUACCUCUGUCGCCUCCUGCUUCAGGAGCAAAGACACAUGUACAGGUAGUAGGAUGUUUUUGGAUUGAGUGACUGAGUGUACGUGACAGUGUGAGUACUUAAGUGUGUUUUUGUACAGUAUGUUGUACAAACAUUGUAAAUGACAUAUUAUAUAUUUGUCCCUUUGUUUAUAUUUGUGGAAGAGAAAGUGGAGGAGUGCUGUGUGAACUCUCGAUGCACUGAACAGGAAGUGAGCUUAGAAAUUGAUUGCAAAGACUUUGCGAUAUGUGCCCUGCUUUGGGCAUUAAUGUACAAAUGGUUUGGGGUGUCUAAAUGUAUUUAACUCUUCGAUUCAGAAUGUGCUUUUUUCUUUUUUGUUUUUUACACUUACUGUAAAAGAAACUGAGUUUCUAUCAUCUGCCAUUGAAAUCUAAACCUGUAAUGGUUAGUGUUUUUAGAAUGUAGAUAUUUAAAUAUCUGGCUUCAAAGUGAAACAUACCAAAGUACCUGAGUGAGUUUACGUUUCGCAGCAUUAAAAUAAAACAGACAAAAUCCAAUCAGAUUUAAGUCCGGGAAUCUUGCAAUCCGAGGAAGGAGUAGAUUCUCUCAUCGGCUUGUGUCCAUCCACCGUUGCCAUGACAGCCCAGCUGAUGCACUUGAGAUCUCUACGGCAACCAGGAUGGAUCACGUGAGUGUGAAGGACAAUCAACGCCAAUCAAUGGGACAGUGUUGGAGGGAGGGGGAUAAUGAGGAUCAAAUCUCAAAUUGUGUCACUUUUAUUCCUGUUUUGCCAAAAAUAUUUUUGUUUGCUUAUUUGAGUGAUUUUCUUUAUGCAAACCUGUGACAAGAGUCACAGGAUGUCAAAGGAUGUACAGGGGAAGAACAUUGAUGCCUUUUAUUUUGACUGAGUUUUAACUAAAAUGUCGCUGUUACACUGCAAAGCAAAAGCUUUAAGAGGAAACUAAUGUGAAAUUCAAUUCUAUCGUGUUACUUUAAUGGGUCUUUAAUUGAUUUUUGCAAAGGCUGUAUACUCUUUAAUAAAACACUGGAUUCAUUUGUAUCCAUCAUGACAAAAUCAUUGCGCAAAAUGUUUUAGACCCAUAGGAACCUGCUUUGUAUGGUUGAGAUCACCCAAAAUACACUAUAUACUGUAGGAAAUAUUUUGCAUUUCCUGUUGUACAAGAGAAUAAUUAUUUAUCUUUUCAUUUUAAAGUUAUUGCUUUAAUUUUAUUGCUUUGCUUUUUAUUGCUUUAUUAAAAAAAUCUUACAUAAAUC
This is a messenger RNA of Boleophthalmus pectinirostris (great blue-spotted mudskipper), 9934 nucleotides long. RefSeq names its product BAH domain and coiled-coil containing 1b (gene bahcc1b). Bases 412 to 8073 code for a protein of 2553 amino acids. The transcript has 28 exons. Gene Ontology annotation, molecular function: chromatin binding. NCBI's taxonomy places the organism in Eukaryota, Metazoa, Chordata, Actinopteri, Gobiiformes, Gobiidae. The record is from RefSeq and is a predicted model, not a curated record.